UUUUAGUCAGAACAAUAACAAACCUAAAAUUAAUAAUAGAAAAAAUCAGAAAACCCUAAUCAGUGCCUCCGUCCUCGAUUCGCCGACAUCUCUCCGUCCGGCGACUGCUACUCCACAUUGCGGGCCGCCCCGAACCACUGCUUAUAUGUUGGCCCAGGCCACGGCGAGCCGCUGCUGCUCUGUACCCUGCUGUUGCUCCGCUGCGAGAAUCUCUAUUCCCGGGCCCUCACACCCCUCGUAAAACCUGAGUUGUACUUUACCCCAUCGAAUUGCCGGCGCGAUCCGGGAACAGAAUCGGAGACCGAUGCCUCUCUACGACUGUGUGCUGCUGCUGAAGCCCCAUGUCAAGAAGGACGCUAUGAUGGAGUUGGUGGCUCGGGUCGGGAAGCAUGUUUUCCGGAGAAAUGGGGUCCUCACCGAAAUCAAAUCCUUUGGGACUGUUCAGCUCGGCUAUGGCAUCAAGAAGCUCGACGGAAGGUACUUCAAGGGCCAGUUGAUGCAGAUGACGAUGAUGGCGACCCCAAACAUCAACAAGGAGCUGCACUACCUGAACAAGGAAGACAGGCUACUCCGGUGGCUUCUUGUGAAACACAGGGAAACCGAAUUCGGGCUGGACUUCCUCAGCAGUGACGACGUAAAGAGAGAGCUGAGCAUGUUCCCCCGUUCCAGCAUAUUUGAAGAUGAGGAUGUUGACGAGGACGAGGACGAGGACGAGGAUGAGGACGAGGACGAGGAUGAAGAGUACACAGAGGACAAGGAGGAGACGACGAAUCAAGGGUGAUUGUUUAAUGCAGUCAAGGUUUUACUUUAGCGUCAGUGCUUUUUCAGGUUUUAGAUGAAAGAUUCCAUCCAUACAUGCUCACUUAUCGGCCUUGAUGAAACUGAUGUUUGUUCAUGCCCUUCAGGUCGAGUUUGAGUUGUUACAAUCUCCGGUUUUGUCCUUGGAAUAAUGCUCUGAAUGCUGAAGUUUAUGUUUGGAUCUACUGUUCAGGAGAGUGCUCAUUGAAAGUUUUAAGGUAUUUGUAUUUCAGAUAUGAUUUAGAUUCAAGCCCAUAUAUCAAUGCCAUAAUAGAAAAUGUUAUUGAAA
Punica granatum (pomegranate) is the source of this 1087-nucleotide messenger RNA. The record is from RefSeq and is a predicted model, not a curated record. NCBI's taxonomy places the organism in Eukaryota, Viridiplantae, Streptophyta, Magnoliopsida, Myrtales, Lythraceae.